AUGACGUUUCAUCUGAAUAGGUGGGAUGGUCACAAGAUACUCUGUUCCUACCUUCGCUGUCGAAUUCACGAAGUAGAUGUCUCCACGAAAACCAACAUUCUGGAAAUCCAUGAAGACACAGAACAAGUUUUGGACCACGACCUGCAGCAAGGGGGGAGUGUUAAAGGAGUGCGAAAGAGAAGAAACAGAGAGAAAGAAAAGAGAAAAAGGGAAUCAGAGAGAGCUGAAGAAGAGAGAAAGAAUAUGGAAAAGAAGAAAAAGGAGAAGGAUGAGGACAAUAUUCGCGCCUCCAAUGAUAUAUUAACUGACCACGUGAUGUCGUACUUGAGCAAGUAUAUCGGGUAUGAAUGGGCGCUCCUUGCUUUUAACUUGGGUCUCACAAGGUCCGAUGUUGCUCAGAUAGACAGGAAGUACACGGGACAUAAACAGAAAUCUUACCAGAUGCUUUUGUUGUGGUUGAAACGACACUCUAGUGACUCCAAGCGGUUAUUGAGUUUGGUUUCUUCACUGGAGAUUUGUGGACGCAAAGACCUUGCGCAGAAAAUCCACUGCGCUCAAUGGUCGGAACAAGAUUUCAACAGGUUAGAAAUGCCACAGACUUUCCCGAUGAUGGUUCUCAUCAACAAAGUUCGACCCAAAAGUCGUUCCUUAGCUUUCCCUCCAAUUAACGACUUAAACCCAUCAACUUGCGAACCUGUUCAUUCUCUUAGUCCGCGUUUCGUACAAGUUAUGUAAUGCAUGACCAGAUAGGUCGUCGUUGGAAGCCUUCCUACAUUUAUAUUUUAUUAGACCUAUAUAGUUUAAAUGAGCUUCUCGGACCUAUUUAAAUGUACCCCCUUUAAAGACAUUUUUGUUUGUACCUGUACUGCUUUUGGGUGGUUUUAAAAUGCUAAAACUCGCUGUGUAUUGUUUAUUGCAUUUUUGAUAAAAUUAACAGUGUACGCUUGUCAAAUACAAAGUGUUUAUUAACCAAGCAAAUUAAUUAAAAUAAAAAGCUGUUUGAUUAUUACACAUUGGUCCCCCUAAAAUAACAGGGAUGUUAUUUCUAUGCCAACACAAGUAUUGGUAUUAAAUUGGAUGCUACUAAAGUCUUCUAUUAUUUUAUUUCAAAUUUUAUGCUAUUUUUUAAGCUUUUAACGGGUUUUAAGGAUACCUUUAAAUACCAAUACUUACGAUACAUCAAUUAAAUUUGAAUAUAUCCGUCUUUAAGAUAAAAUGUUAAUCUUAAAAUAUUUUAUCUAUUAUUAAUCAGCUAAGCAUUGCACCUGGUAUCAUCUAUUUUAUCCACAGUGCCAAAAAUGCAAAUGGCCUAGCUGAAACUUUUGUAAAUUGUGAUUCUUAUUUUUUCGCUUGCAGGCUACAGUUUGAGCUAGGGCGUUAAAUUAUUAAUACAAUGCAGAUUCAAGA
Molecule: messenger RNA, 1407 nt
Organism: Ciona intestinalis (vase tunicate)
Lineage: Eukaryota; Metazoa; Chordata; Ascidiacea; Phlebobranchia; Cionidae
Source: RefSeq, a predicted model, not a curated record